Molecule: messenger RNA, 984 nt
Organism: Lactuca sativa (garden lettuce)
Lineage: Eukaryota; Viridiplantae; Streptophyta; Magnoliopsida; Asterales; Asteraceae
Source: RefSeq, a predicted model, not a curated record
AUGAUUUAUAAACAUGCAUUUGAAGCGUUGGAUCGAUCUUUGAAGGAUAUAUUGAGUUGUGAUCUUUGCAGCAACUCAAAAUUGCCAUUUGGAGGAAAAUCAAUUGUUUUUGGAGGCGAUUUUAGGCAGAUUCUACCUGUUGUUCCAAACGGAAGCAGACAAGACAUUGUGAAUGCUUCAUUAAGUUCCUCCUACAUUUGGCCAGAUUGCAAAGUCUUAAGAUUAACUAAAAACAUGAGGUUGAGUGAUCAAACAUAUGAUAUUGAGGAAACAAAGGCCUUUGCAAAUUGGCUUUUGGAUAUAGGAGAAGGAAAUGUGGGUGGUUUCAAUGAUGGUGAGGCAAUUAUUGAUAUACCAGAUGAUCUUCUCAUUACUGAUUCAUCUGAUCCAAUCGGUUCAUUAAUUGCAUUUGUCUAUCCUUCUAUUAUUGAAAAUGCCAAUCAUCCCAGGUUUUUUCAAGAAAGAGCAAUCCUUGCACCAAAAAACGAAGUUGUUCAGGAAAUAAAUGAUUGUCUGUUAUCACUAUUUCUAGGUGAUGAAAAAGAAUACUUGAGUUCAGACAGUCUUUGUCAUUCAGAUUUUGUUCAUAAUGACAUUGAUGAAAGCUUGUAUUCGUGGGAUGUUCUAAAUGGUCUUAAACUGUCAGGUUUGCCGAUCCAUAAGUUGGUAUUAAAAGUCGGUGUUCCAGUUAUGUUACUGAGGAGUAUUGAUCCGAAAAGUGGUUUGUGUAAUGGAACGAGACUACGAGUUAUAGCAUUGGGUAACCGUGUUAUAGAAGCAGAGAUAAUUUUCGGAAGUAAUACAGGAAACCGUACUUUUAUUCCAAGAAUGACUUUAACUCCUUCAGAAAAAAGAAUUCCUUUUACAUUUCAAAGAAGACAAUUUUCAUUGGCUGUAUGUUUUGCAAUAACAAUAAACAAGAGUCAAGGACAAUCACUAUCGAAAGUAGGUUUAUUUUUGAGACAACCAGUGUUCACUCAUUGA